CGUUCAAACUUACCAAUAUCCUGAUGGCUCGUCAAGGGAUCAUGUCUGUUACCGUUUUCCAUGGCGAUGUUUGCCUCGGUGAAGCUGAAGUAUUACCCAGUACGAAGAGUCCCAGCUUCCAGUUUCCUAAGAAUGAGAUACGCAUCACCCAAAUUUCUCCUCCAAGCGAGCGGUGCCCUCCCCUAUCCGUUUUGCAAACAAUUUCCCCAUUCUCCGUACGGUGCAAGAUUCAGGCGAAAUCAGCCGCCAACGAUUCCCCAAUCUCGCGGUUCUACCUAUCCUGCCUCCAAGAAUUCAAGACCGCAUUUAUGGUUAUUGGAGAUGAAGAGCUGCAUUUAGUUGCAAUGCUGAGCAAGGGCGAGAAGUUCCCUUGUUUCUGGUGCUGUUCAGUCCGGGCUGGCCUGUACAACUCCUGCUUGGGGAUGCUCAAUCUGCGAUGCCUUGCCAUCGUAUUUGAUCUCGAUGAAACGCUCAUCGUCGCCAACACAAUGAAGUCGUUUGAGGACCGAAUUGAGGCUUUGUCCCGCAGAAUUCAUUCUGAGAAUGAUCCUCUCAAGGUUUCCGGAAUGUCUGCAGAGCUCAAGCGUUACAUAGAGGACAAAGAAAUGUUGAAGCAGUAUGCCGAGAGUGAUACCGUUUUAGAUAAUGGGAAGUUGAUCGGUGUGCAGAAUGAGCAGGUUCCUUUACUGCACGGCGGUCUGGAGCCCAUUAAACGGCCUGUCAUAAGGCUGCCAGAAAGGAAUAUUGUGUUGACUCGAGUCAAUCCUGAGAUUCGUGACACUAGUGUGUUCGUAAAGCUACGACCUGCUUGGGAGGAUUUGAGGAGCUACUUGACUGCCAAAGGACGGAAACGUUUUGAAGUAUUUGUGUGCACAAUGGCCGAAAGAGACUAUGCUUUAGAGAUAUGGAGGCUUCUUGACCCGGAAUCUAAUUUGAUCAGCUCAAAUCAGCUAUUGGAUCGGAUAGUAUGCGUAAAAUCUGGCUCAAGGAAAUCACUUUGCCAUGUUUUUAGAGAUGCUAAUUGUCAUCCAAAAAUGGCGAUGGUUAUUGAUGACCGAUUGCAGGUUUGGGAGGAUAGGGAUCAACCUCGAGUUCAUGUUGUCCCUGCGUUCACUCCAUAUUAUGCCCCUCAAGCAGAGAUGGCUAAUACUGUUCCUGUUCUCUGCGUUGCAAGAAAUGUUGCCUGCAAUGUACGAGGUGGUUUCUUCAAAGAGUUUGAUGAGAUUCUAUUGAGGAGAGUUUUUGAAUUAUGCUAUGAAAAUGAGAUACCUGAUUUACCUUGUGCUCCAGAUGUAGGGGAUUACCUGAUGUCAGAGGCGUAUCUUGUUGCAGAACCAGUUCAACGACAAACACAAGCAACCCAAGGCAUACCAUCAGACGAUGAUGGAUCACUAAAUAGAGCACCUGCUAAUAGUGAAUCUCUUCCUCUACUCCCAUCUUUUUUGCUUAUAUCAGUAUUGCAUGAAAUUGGGCGGAGGUGUGAUUCUAAGGUUGAAUUUAGGUCUGUUACUGGAAGCAGCAAGGAUCUGCACUUUACUAUUGAGGUCUUGUUCAGCUCAGAAAAGAUUGGAAUUGGAAUGGGAAGAACAAGAAAAGAAGCUCAACUGCAAGCAGCUGAGAAUGCUUUGCGCAAUUUGGCUAGUGGGUACCUGUCAUUUAUUUCUCCCAAUGUGGAGGUUGCUAAACCAAAUAAUAUUUCUAUUGAAAGUGAGAAUGGUUUUUUAGAAGAGUACAUUGACACUACUCUGGACAAGUCAUCCAAGAAUGAACUUUUACCUAGUUCUAGUUUGAUUGGGCAGUUGGAGCAAUCAGAUAAAUCAGAAAGAUUAUCAUCUGUUUUAUCUGGCAUAAAAGAUCUAUGUUUAGAGAGGAAAAACCUUAUUUUUCAAGAAGUUCCCCUAGCUUCCACAAGUUGUAGAGAGUACUGUUUUCAGGUCGAGUUAGCAGGAAAAGUUCUCGGCAGGGGAGUAGGCAUAAGCAAAGAUAGGGCAAAGCUUCUGGCUGCUGAAGAGGCACUAAAAUAUUUGAAAGCGCGCAGCGAAGUGCAAAGGCAUAAACAACAAAAUCCUUGCGGGUCGUGAUACGGAGGAAUCGCCCAAAGGUGGAGCCAUAUUCGAUGAUUUCACAAGGUGAAAGUUAAUGUGUUAUUGCCAUUUAUGCAAGAUGGUGAGGUUUUAAUCUAUUCAUAGGUGAUGCUUUUAAAUACUGUACCUGAAUUGCAUUUGUAUCUUACAUCUGCAUCCAAAAUCGAUCUUUAACUAUUUUAUUGAGCUUGAUAGUUUUUGAAGUUUGUUUAUUAAAAUAGUAUUCAAUUUUAUACA
This is a messenger RNA of Phalaenopsis equestris, 2321 nucleotides long. RefSeq names its product RNA polymerase II C-terminal domain phosphatase-like 1. The coding region runs from base 24 to 2081 and encodes 685 amino acids. The transcript is spliced from 15 exons. NCBI's taxonomy places the organism in Eukaryota, Viridiplantae, Streptophyta, Magnoliopsida, Asparagales, Orchidaceae. The record is from RefSeq and is a predicted model, not a curated record. Gene Ontology annotation, molecular function: RNA polymerase II CTD heptapeptide repeat phosphatase activity.